Messenger RNA from Capsicum annuum, 552 nucleotides. Its product is annotated as glycine-rich cell wall structural protein. The transcript has a single exon. Lineage: Eukaryota; Viridiplantae; Streptophyta; Magnoliopsida; Solanales; Solanaceae. The record is from RefSeq and is a predicted model, not a curated record. Bases 1 to 552 code for a protein of 183 amino acids.
AUGGACGAGCGCAAAGUCUUUGUAAGGAGUCUCAGUUUCUUGGUUUUCUUGUGUUUUGGUCUUUAUGGAUGUGUAACAGUUGAAGCAAUCCGAGAAUGGAGGUUUUUAACUUCUCACGGAAAGGCUGCUAAUGUAGUACUAACCGGUGGUUAUGGGAAAGAGUUUGGGGGUGGCAUUGGUCCUGGAGGUGGAGGUGGAGGUGGAGGUGGAGGUGGUAGGGGAGGUUUAGGAUGUGGUGGUAUCGGUGGAGGCAUAGGAGGAGGUAGUGGUUUAGGCUAUGGCUCUGGUGGUGGUAAAGGUAACUGUGAGAUGGGUGGAGGAUUUGGCGGUGGCAAGGGUGGUCCAUAUGUUGGAGGUAGCGGCGGUGGUGGUGGCUUUGGUGGAGGUAGUGGUAGUGGCUUUGGUGGAGGAUUUGGUAAUGGUGGUGGCUUCGGUGGAGGAUUUGGCAGUGGUGGUGGCGCUGGUGGAGGAAAUGGUGGCGGAUAUCCAGGUUAUGGCGGUAGCCAUGGGCAGUCUAAGUUACCAGAAGUGGCUGCAGGGAGGAGGAACUAA